Messenger RNA from Ectocarpus siliculosus, 1878 nucleotides. Lineage: Eukaryota; Phaeophyceae; Ectocarpales; Ectocarpaceae. The record is from the annotation of a GenBank genome assembly.
AUGGGCGGCAUGGCUUAUGUCUGCUCCAGGCUAGUGCCUCUAGCUAUUUGGGUGCUAGUGUUCGUCUGCAGGAAUGCAGCCGGGCUCGUGUCUACCGCUCACGGCACCGUUACGGCAGCAUCAGCGAGACGGCCCCUGACAAUGUCCAACGCCGGCAAGAAGAGGCAAAGGGAGGUGGUGGUGAUUGGGGGUGGCUGGGCAGGAUUCGGGGCGGCAUCACACCUGUCUAGCGCUGGCGUCAAGGUUACCCUCCUGGAGGCGCAGCCAUCCGCGGGAGGAUUGGCCGCUGGGUGGGAGACGGCGAAGGGCAAGAGGGUGGAGGUGGGUAUUCACGGCUUUUGGAGAUCCUACCGCAACAUCGACCGCUUGAUAACGGAAGAGCUCAGGCUGGAUGCACGGAAAGUCUUCACUAGAUAUGAGAGGUCGGCACUGCAUACGAAGGAUGGACUUAGCGUCGUGGCGCCGAUUUUGGGUGAGCUGCCCAAGACUCCCAGCUCCUCUUGGGGCCGGCGUUGUACCCGAUGUUCAGACAGAGCGAGCGCACUGGGCUUGACGAAGGCGUUCUUGGAUUUCGACGGUAGCGAGGAGGCUUGGCGGCGGUACGACAAAAUCACGGCCAGAGAGCUUUUUCGAAACGCCGGUGUCUCUCAGCGCUUGUACGACGAAUUUCUAGAACCGAUGCUGCUGGUGCUGCCGAUGUGCCCCGGCGAAGAUUGCAGCGCGGCUGCGGCCCUGAGCUGUUUCCAGUACUUCGCGCUGGAGCACCAGGGUGACUUCGAUGUGCGAUGGCUCCGCGGGAGUGCAUCUGACCUGAUAUUCGCCCCCUGGCUGAGAGCAAUAGAGAGGGAUGGUGGCAAGGUCAUCGGAGGCAAAAGAGUUUCGACCAUCCGGUUCAAGGGGUUACCGGUAGCGGAGAGCACUUUGGGUACGGCUGCUGGCGUCGCCAAGAUGGCGUCGAGCGGCGGAGAGGGCAACGAGGGAGACGAGAAAGGUGGGGGGGGACAGGGCGCAGGCGAUGGCGAGGCUUGGAGAAAAGCUAACGGGGGUGGUGCUGUUGAUGGCGACCCUGAUGCCGAGGGUGACGGUUGCUCGAUGUGGGUGGAGACAACAGACGGAGAGGUCUUCAAGCCGGAUGCCGUAGUGCUCGCCGUCGGCAUAACAGCCGCCAAGGCGUUGGUCCGGAGCUCCCCCGAGCUGGCGUCGAAGCCAGAAUUCCAGGCGCUCUCUAACCUCAGGGGGGUUGACGUUGUCGCCACCCGGCUGUUCUUCGACAGGAGAAUUGACUUACCAAGAGCGGCUUCCGUGGCGGGCGGCGGGUUAGCUCCCGGGUUGGAGACGGCGGGUCUGACCUUUUAUCAUCUCAACGAGCUGCAGGAUGCUUAUCGCUCUCAGGAGGCCUCAGUCGUGGAGGUUGACAUGUACCACGCCAGCCCUCUGCUACCGAUGAGCGAUGAAGGCAUAAUGGAGACCGCCCUUGAAGCCCUUAACAAGGCGCUUCCCGAGCUAGGCGUUGCGAGCGACAUGCUUGAGGACUUUGCUGUGGUCCGGGCACCUCAGGCGGUCAGCCACUUCUUCCCAGGCGCUUUCCAACACUUGCCCCGGAUUCAGCCGUCAGCGGACCUCCCGUCGGUGUUCAUGUGCGGCGAUUGGGUAUGCCGAGGAGGACACCGAUCAUGGUCACAGGAAAAGGCUCUUGUGGAAGGCAGGAGAGCAGCAGCUGCCGUCUGCAAACAGCUCGGCGUUCGAGAGGGCUACUACCCGAGCAUUCUCCCCAUCGAGGAGGACGAACCUCAUGUUAGGCUGGGCCGUUCGGCUUUCCGGAGGCUGAGAUCGACAUCUUUGCCAAGCCGAGCAACAGUUGGUGUGUUUCUUGGCUGA